AUGAUAAAAUCACUUCUGUUGAAAAUUAUCGCCUUCAUCUUGUCUUUGGUGGAUCGCUUCUGCUACAUCAUCUUUAGAAUCUUGUUUGGUAAGGAUUUCUUACCUGCUGACUUGAGAGGAAGAUUUGAUCACUUGAAAUCCUAUACUGUUCAAGUCGAUGAUCCAAACUAUAAACCUGGUGAAGAAACAAAGCCAAUCAGAAGAGUUGGCUAUGAAAAGGAAUUAAUUAGCACUCCAGUUCCUGGUGUAACUACACUCAACGGACUGUUGGAUCAUGUUGUUAAACAAUUUGGUGAUUUGCCAAUGCUUGGUAGUCGUACUUUCAAGAAUAAGUCUGUUGAAAAGCUUGAUGGUAAGGACUGGGAAGUUUUCCACUUUGACGAUGUCAAGUAUGAAACCUACAAUCAAAUCUAUAGUAGAAUUAUUAAUCUUUCACGUGGUAUUGCACGUUUCACUGGCUUGAACUCUAAGGACUUUUUUGGUAUCUUUGAAGAAACUCGUAAGGAAUGGUUAAUGACUCUCCACGCUUGCAUGAGAUACAACAUUACUGUAAUGACAGUUUACUCUACUUUGGGUGAUGAAUCACUCAUUGAGGCUGUUAAUGAAUGUGAACUUCCAGCCAUGUUAGUUAAUGAAGCAUCAUUGAAAAAGCUUGCCUAUCAAAUUACUCCAAAUACUCCAACUUUAAAGUACCUCAUCUAUGCAUCAUCUUGGGAAGGUAAGAAGGAAGAAACUCAAAAGCAUAUUGCUGAAUUGGAAAAGAAUGGUGUUUCUGUUUUGUCCUUUGAAGAAGUUGAAGAAUUAGGAAAACAAGAAACAAAUCCAAUUCCAGUUAAGGAAGAACAAAGAGGUGAUAGUUUGACUGUUGUCAUGUACACUUCCGGAACUACUUCAAAGCCAAAAGGUGUAAUGCUAACAGCAAAAAAUAUACUUUCGAUUUCCGUGGGUGCACGUGAGCAAUUUGGUUUGCCACACACUUAUUUGGGAUAUCUUCCACUUUCUCACAUUUUGGAAAUGGCUGCUGAACAUUACAUCUUGGGUCUUGGAGGAAAAAUCGGAUACGGAAACUCCAAAACUCUUACAACUAAGGCAAGUAGUACUGCCAGACCUGUUGGUGAUCUUGAAGCUGUAGCACCUCAAAUAUUUUGUGGUGUACCAAGAGUAUACGACACCAUUAAGAAGGGUGUUUCUGAAAAGAUUAAGGCAGGUUCACCAAUCAUUCAAUGGCUUUUCAAGACUGCUUAUGAUUGUAAACUUAAUGCUCUUAAGAAUGGAAGAGAUACACCAUUGUUCAACUUUUUGAUUUUCAGAAAGAUUAAGAGUAUGGCUGGUGGAAGAUUGGUAGGAUGCCUUUCUGGAGGUGCUCCACUUUCAAAACAAAGUCAAGAAUUCUUCAGAGUUUGCUUUGGAGCCAGUACCUUCCAAGGAUAUGGUCUUACUGAGACUAGUGCUGCAGGUGUAAAAGCUAAAUUCCAAACCAAUGUUGCUGGUGUUGUUGUUCCAUGUGUUGAAAUCAAAUUAAUCUCAGUUCCACACUUGAAUUAUUUGGCAGAUAGCCCAGUACCAAGAGGAGAGAUUGCCAUCAGAGGUAACUCUGUCGCCCUAGGUUACUAUAAGCAACCUGAAAAGACAAAGGAAGCAUUCAUGGAAGAUGGAUACUUCUUGACAGGAGAUGUUGGUCAAUUGAAUGAGGAUGGUACAAUUUCAAUUAUUGAUCGUGUUAAGAAUUUAGUCAAGUUAUCCCAUGGUGAAUAUAUUGCUUUGGAAAGAUUGGAGAGUAUCUAUAACGGUUGUCCAUACGUUGCACCAAAUGGUAUCAUGGUCUAUGGAGACAGCUUCGGUUCAUUCCCUGUUGCCAUUGUCAUCGCUCAACCAGGUCCAACCAAGAGAUUUGCUGAAGAAAAUGGCAUUACUGGUACCUUCUCUGAAAUUUGUAAACAUCCAAAGGUCCAACAACACAUCUUGAAAUCAUUGGAAGAAUUGGCUAAGACCUACAAGCUUAAGAGAUAUGAAGAAAUUAAGGCCAUUCGUGUCUUUGAUGAUGUUUGGUCACCUGAAAACGAUCUCUUAACAGCUGCUUUCAAGCUUAAACGUAACAAUAUUGUUCAAAAGUACAGAACAUAUAUUGAUGAAAUGUAUCAAGGAACUUAUUAA
Messenger RNA from Naegleria gruberi, 2154 nucleotides. RefSeq lists its product as uncharacterized. The coding region runs from base 1 to 2154 and encodes 717 amino acids. Gene Ontology annotation, molecular function: long-chain fatty acid-CoA ligase activity. The record is from RefSeq and is a predicted model, not a curated record. NCBI's taxonomy places the organism in Eukaryota, Heterolobosea, Eutetramitea, Acrasida, Naegleriidae. Gene Ontology annotation, cellular component: membrane; endoplasmic reticulum. The transcript has 9 exons.